This is a messenger RNA of Cetraspora pellucida, 411 nucleotides long. NCBI's taxonomy places the organism in Eukaryota, Fungi, Glomeromycota, Glomeromycetes, Diversisporales, Gigasporaceae. The record is from the annotation of a GenBank genome assembly.
AUGUUUAGUAAUUUAGAGAAAAAUAAAGUUACAGUUGCUGAAGAUUUGAUCAUUCAAUUAACUAAAGAUCCUAAACCAUCCUGUAGCCAAGUUAAUUUUGAAGCAAAUUUUGACCAUUUGGACUUAGUUAGUAGACUGGUUAGUGAGUAUAAAGAAAGAGAGGAGGUGUUUAGUGAUCUGUUUGGAAAGAAAAAAUCAAUGAACUUGGAUAAUGAUAUGGAAGAAGGAGAUUUAGGAGCAAGGGCAGCAGGUGUGCAUCAGUUGUUGCAGUUUUCUGAAGGAAAGGAAAUAUUUGUAUUUGAUAAUGAUAAUAAAGCCUUGAAUAUAGGAGAUGUUGACUAUUUGCUGCUAGCUAGACAAGUGGCAUUAGAAAGAGCAUAUGUAUUUAGAGUUGCUAAUGAAGAUGGAUAG